Messenger RNA from Ipomoea triloba (trilobed morning glory), 1041 nucleotides. RefSeq names its product LOB domain-containing protein 1-like. The coding region runs from base 69 to 743 and encodes 224 amino acids. NCBI's taxonomy places the organism in Eukaryota, Viridiplantae, Streptophyta, Magnoliopsida, Solanales, Convolvulaceae. The transcript is spliced from 2 exons. The record is from RefSeq and is a predicted model, not a curated record.
CUCCACCAGCGACUUUGGACUCUGAUCUUCACACACAAAUUCCCACCACCAUCACCACCACCACCGAAAUGGGAUACAGUACUGAUAAUAAGAGAACCACCACCACCACCACUUCACAGCUGACAUCUUCUCCUUCUUCUCCCUCAUCCUCCGCAGUUAGUGGCGGCGGUGUUGGAUCCCCGGCGAGCCCCGCGGCUCCUCCGUCGUCCCCUCCGCCGGUCAUUCUCACUCCCUGCGCCGCCUGCAAGAUUCUCCGGCGGAGAUGCGUCGACCGGUGCGUGUUGGCGCCCUACUUUCCCCCUACCGACCCCCUCAAGUUCACCAUCGCCCACCGCGUCUUUGGCGCCAGCAACAUCAUCAAAAUGCUUCAGGAUCUGGCCGAGGACCAGAGAGCGGAUGCAGUGAACAGCAUGGUGUACGAGGCGAGCGCUCGGAUCAGAGAUCCGGUGUACGGUUGCGCGGGGGCGAUUUGCCAGCUGCAGAAGCAAAUGAGCGAGGUGCAGGCGGAGUUAGCUAAGGCGCAGGCGGAGAUCUUGAAUCUGCAGUGCCAAAACACCAACCUGAAAACCCUAGUCUGCAUGCAAAUGGCGUCAUCGUCGUCGUCGUCGCAGCAACAACAACGUCAUCACGACAACCUCUCCUCGCCGGUACAAGAACACCUGUCGUCGUACGAAAGCGGCAGCUUCCUUCUAGAAGACUGCAGUUUUUCGUCGGACAUUUUGGAACCAAUGCUCUGGGGAUGAAGAAUGAUCAGAAGGACGACAGUUCAAAGGGGUAUAGUAGGGAUCGGAGAAUGAUUUAUUUAAUUAGUUACAAAAAGUCUACAGAGAGAUGGAGAAGAAGGAUUAAAUUUUACUUAAUUACUUAAUUUCGUCAUUAGAGAGGCUAAAGCCAUCUUAAUGUCAUGAUCAACGACGGAGGGCAUGCAUCCAUGACUGAAGCAGUCAAAGCAGCAGCUGAUCGAUGCCAUUUAAUUACAAUAUUUUCUACAAAUAUUACUGAUGAAGAAUUAAUAAUAUUUUUACCUUCAAUAACUGAAAA